Messenger RNA from Elephantulus edwardii (Cape elephant shrew), 1377 nucleotides. RefSeq names its product isthmin 2 (gene ISM2). Lineage: Eukaryota; Metazoa; Chordata; Mammalia; Macroscelidea; Macroscelididae. The record is from RefSeq and is a predicted model, not a curated record. The transcript is spliced from 6 exons. The coding region runs from base 1 to 1377 and encodes 458 amino acids.
AUGACCUGGACAACUGCUCCAUCGCUCAAGGUCUUGGCAUCCUCAAAUUCGAGGCCUUCCAAGGAAGAGGAGACCCCACUGCUCCCUCAAGCCCACCUCCGUGCAGGAUCUCGCAGACACACGCGGCAGACCCUUACUGAGUCAGUCUCCCCAAGCUCAGAUGAGGCUACCCCACCUGGCUCACUGGAGGACACCCCCUUGCUGCUGGAGCUGCAGAAGCUGCCCGGAUUGGCCAACACUGACUUGAGUGCCCCGAACCCCAACAUCCAGGUGACCAUCGAGGUUGUGGAGGAUCCCCAGGCCGAGGUGGAGAUGGACCUGUUGACAGAACCUAGCAACCGAUGGCCCCAGGGUGCCCCCGGCUGGCUGCCCACCAAGGAGUUCUUCUGGCCUCUCUUCUGGGGCUACCUGGAAGGCGAGGAUGCGGAGUCCAAGGCCAGAGCCUCAGAGGAAGAGGAAGAGGAGGAGGAGGAGGAGGAUUACCCCACAGAGUACAGUGAGGGCGAGGACCAGGAGGGCACUGAUGAGGAAGAAGAUGAGGAGGAGGAGCCUGGGUUCAGUGGGGCCGCAGGCAGCUGGGACCAGGGCUGGCUGGCCCCCAGGGACUGGGCUUUCAAGGAGACAGACAGCUAUGACUAUGAGUCUCAAGAGGAGUGGAGCCCCUGGUCUCCCUGCAGUGGGAGCUGCGGCAGCGGCAGCCAGCGGAGGACUCGGCCCUGUGGCUACGCCUGUGCUGCCACCGAGUCCCGAGCCUGUGACCUGCCCCCUUGUCCUGGUUCUGAGGACGAGGUCACAUUGGGCUUCCCCACUGAGGAGUGGCAGCCCCUGGUCCACAAUGCUACGGAUGAGCUUAGCUCAGAUGUGGACAGCUGUGAGAAGUGGCUGAACUGCAAGAGCGACUUCCUGGCCAAGUACCUGAGCCAGGUGCUGCGGGACCUGCCCAGCUGCCCAUGCGCCUACCCGCUGGAGGCCGUGUACAGCGCCGUGAGCCUACAGGACGAGCUCCAGGGCCGCAGCUUUCGGUGGCGGGAUGCCAGCGGGCCGCGGGAGCGCCUGGACGUCUACCAGCCCAUGGCGCGCUUCUGCCUGCGCUCGCUGCUGUCCGGCGAGAGCAGCACCCUGGCGGCGCAGCACUGCUGCUACGACCAGGGCAGCCGGCUGCUGACCCGCGGCAAGGGCGCCGGCACGCCGGACCUGGUGAGCACCGACUUCUCCCCGGAGCUGCACUUCAAGGUGGACACGCUGCCCUGGAUCCUGUGCAAGGGGGACUGGAGCCGCUACCACACCGUGCGGCCCCCCAACAACGGCCGCGCCUGCGCCGACAACCCGCCAGAGGAGGAGUACCUGGCCCAGCUGCAGGAGGCCAAGGAGUAUUAG